UUUUCCGUGGUUUUUAUUGAGUGGUUUUGUCGUGAGGAUUUGCAGCAGAUUCAUUCAUGAUGGCGGAGGACAGCGAGUCCGCGGCCAGCCAGCAGAGCCUGGAGCUGGACGACCAGGACACCUGCGGCAUCGACGGAGACAACGAGGAGGAAAAUGAGCACAUGCAGGGGAGUCCUGGGGGUGAUCUUGGUGCAAAGAAAAAAAAGAAGAAACAAAAGAGAAAGAAGGAGAAGCCAAGCUCAGGAGGAGCCAAGUCUGACUCUGCCUCUGAUUCUCAGGAGAUAAAGAACCCUGCCAUUCCAAUGCAGAAACUGCAGGACAUUCAGAGAGCUAUGGAGCUCCUGUCCACCUGUCAAGGUCCAGCCAAAAACAUAGACGAGGCCACAAAGCACAAGUACCAGUUCUGGGACACUCAACCCGUGCCCAAACUCAAUGAGGUGGUGACAACUCAUGGGCCAAUUGAGCCGGAUAAAGAAAAUAUUAGACAAGAGCCAUAUUCCCUCCCACAGGGCUUUAUGUGGGACACACUGGACCUCAGCAAUGCUGAAGUGCUUAAGGAGUUAUACACUUUGCUGAAUGAAAAUUAUGUUGAGGAUGAUGACAACAUGUUUAGAUUUGACUAUUCUCCUAACUUUCUGAAAUGGGCGUUACGUCCCCCGGGUUGGCUGCCCCAGUGGCACUGUGGUGUCAGGGUCUCAUCCAAUAAGAAGCUGGUUGGGUUCAUCAGUGCCAUUCCUGCUGACAUCCAUAUCUAUGACACGUUGAAGAGGAUGGUGGAGAUUAACUUCCUGUGCGUGCAUAAAAAAUUGCGCUCAAAGCGUGUCGCUCCAGUACUAAUCCGAGAGAUCACACGGCGGGUCAAUUUAGAGGGAAUUUUCCAGGCUGUAUACACUGCUGGUGUAGUGCUGCCCAAACCCGUUUCUACAUGCAGAUACUGGCAUCGCUCUCUAAACCCCAGGAAGCUUGUGGAGGUUAAGUUUUCCCAUCUCAGCAGAAAUAUGACACUACAACGGACAAUGAAGCUCUACAGAUUACCUGAUAGCACUCGUACUCCUGGUUUGAGGCCGAUGGGAGAUGGGGAUGUGAAGCAGGUGACAGCAUUGCUGCAGAAACAGCUGAGCCAGUUCCACCUGCGGCCUGUCAUGGGGGAAGAGGAAGUGAAGCACUGGUUCCUACCACAGGAGAACAUCAUUGACACUUAUGUAGUCGAGGGCUCUGGUGGGAUGCUAACGGACUUCAUCAGUUUCUACACCCUGCCAUCCACAGUGAUGCAUCAUCCACUCCACAAAAACCUAAAGGCUGCUUAUUCCUUUUACAACGUCCACACAGAGACGCCGCUCAUAGACCUGAUGAAUGAUGCUCUCAUUCUAGCCAAACAGAAAGGUUUUGAUGUUUUCAAUGCGCUGGAUCUAAUGGACAAUAAGACUUUCUUGGAAAAGCUCAAGUUUGGGAUUGGUGAUGGUAACCUGCAGUAUUAUCUGUACAACUGGAAAUGCCCUCCCAUGGACCCAGAGAAAGUUGGCCUUGUUUUACAGUAACUGGCUGCUUCAUGUUGGAUGCUGACAGAUUGAGAGGUCCAUCUCAAAUUCUCUGACUUGGAUGUAGUCAAUAUAAAGAGGAAAAACUGACAUCCAUUCAAAGUGAAUGAGUUAUGUUGUGCAGCUCUCUUAGGUCUUGUUCCAGUUAUUGACGGGUCUCCCCUCCUUUCUUUUCGUCUUUGACUCUCUCUCUCUCCGAGAAUGUGAGAAACAUUUAUCAAGGUCAAACACAUAGUGUUGUUUAUUUUCCUUAACAUGCACUCUGUAUCCUCUCACAGAACAUGUUUAAUCCCAUUGUUUUUGUCUUUUUGUUUGUUUGUUUUGUAUUAUGAAGGAGUGUUGAUACAU
Molecule: messenger RNA, 1886 nt
Organism: Cyprinus carpio (common carp)
Lineage: Eukaryota; Metazoa; Chordata; Actinopteri; Cypriniformes; Cyprinidae
Product: glycylpeptide N-tetradecanoyltransferase 2-like
Exons: 12
Coding region: 57-1538 (493 amino acids)
Biological process (GO): N-terminal peptidyl-glycine N-myristoylation
Cellular component (GO): cytoplasm
Molecular function (GO): glycylpeptide N-tetradecanoyltransferase activity
Source: RefSeq, a predicted model, not a curated record